This is a messenger RNA of Thalassophryne amazonica, 4945 nucleotides long. It is a transcript of the gene usp33, whose product is annotated as ubiquitin specific peptidase 33. Gene Ontology annotation, molecular function: cysteine-type deubiquitinase activity; zinc ion binding. Gene Ontology annotation, biological process: protein deubiquitination. The record is from RefSeq and is a predicted model, not a curated record. Lineage: Eukaryota; Metazoa; Chordata; Actinopteri; Batrachoidiformes; Batrachoididae.
AUGGGUGGGUGGGUGCUGAGUGAUGCAUUGGGGUUGAGCAGUGACUGUCUCCACCUGGACUGCGUGGGGGAGAUCACCAAGUAGGACCUGAUUCAGAAAUCCCAUGGGCCAGGGCAAGACUGUAAAGUCAGAGGGCCAAAUCUAUGGGCGUGUCUAGAGAAUGGGUGCUCAUAUGUUGGCUGUGGAGAAUCUCACGCUGACCACAGCACCGUCCAUUCGCAGGACACUCGGCACAACCUGACCGUGAACUUGACCACACUCAGGGUGUGGUGCUAUGCCUGCCGUAAAGAGGUGUUCCUGGAGCGUAAACUGGGCCCAAAUUCACCCCAUGCCAACAGCAACCUCAUUCAGUCUCCACAGAGUGCUGGUCAACUCCAUGAUAACAGAAGGGCCCCUGGGAGCCCGACCUCCAUAAUGGCUGCCCCUAGUGUAGGUUGUGAAGACCUGGACAUGGAAAUUGAGGACGAGGACAACCUGCGUGCCAGAGGCUUGACUGGUCUGAAGAACAUAGGCAACACCUGCUACAUGAAUGCUGCCCUCCAGGCUCUGUCUAACUGUCCGCCCUUGACACAAUUUUUUCUCGAAUGUGGUGGAUUGGUGAGGACGGACAAGAAGCUAGCACUCUGUAAAAGUUAUCAAAAAAUUGUUUCAGAGCUGUGGCACAAGAACAGACCCUCUUAUGUGGUUCCGACCACCUUGUUCCAGGGGAUCAAAGCCAUAAAUCCCAUGUUUCGAGGAUACUCACAGCAGGAUUCCCAGGAGUUUCUGCGCUGCUUGAUGGAUGAACUUCACGAGGAACUGAAGGAGUCACUGCCUGAACCCUACAACCAGUCCACUAGCAUCACCGUGGACAGUGGCCCUGAUGAGGACAGCCACAGCCAAUCAGACAGUGACUUCCAGUCAUGCAAGUCUUUUGUUAGCAGUGAGCGCUCCAGUAAUGAUGUUCAGGGAGGAAUUGUACUGGUGGAUGACGCAAAUGAAGGAGAGAUGUUGAUUUCUGAGCAAGAUGAAAUCCAGGCCAACAGGGAGUGGCAGAAGGAGAAGAACAUGAUUAAUAACCUGUACCGUUCAGGGAUUAACAAUAUCAAUGGAAGCAAUGGAGGAGACAUGGACAAAGAUGUUGACACUACCAGUGAGACCACACCCAUCAUAAGCAGCCAAGGAGCCAUCAAGGUUCAAGAUAGAGUAUCAGGUAGCUCACCUUCAGUCAUGUAACGUUCAGUGUUGGAUCCACGUAACUUUUGUGCUGCAGAGUUCCAUCUGUAUGGAUACACAUAUAUCCAAAUGUCCAGCAGCCCUCCCAAAGCUUCCUCUGGCUGGACCAACCUUAACCCUGUACACAAGAAAGCCAUGACCAAAUUCUCCCCACCAAAGAACAAACAUCAGAAGAAAUAUCGCAGUGUUAUUUCCGAUGUCUUCGAUGGGACAAUUAUCAGCUCUGUUCAGUGCCUCACCUGUGAUCGGGUGUCUGUGACUCUGGAAAAUUUCCAAGAUAUCUCAUUGCCUAUCCCAGGAAAGGAAGACCUAGCCAAACUUCACUCCUCCACCCACCAGACCUCCCUGGUGAGAGCUGGCUCCUGUGGAGACGCUUAUGCAGCACAGAGUUGGAUUGCCUUUGUCAUGGAAUAUAUAAAGAGUUGGUUCUGGGGUCCAGUGGUUACUCUACAAGAUUGUCUUGCAGCAUUUUUUGCGAGAGAUGAGCUAAAAGGAGACAAUAUGUAUAGUUGUGAAAAAUGCAAAAAAUUACGCAAUGGAGUCAAGUUUUGUAAAAUGUUAAGUUUACCAGAGAUCCUUUGUGUCCACUUAAAGCGCUUCAGACAUGAAUUGAUGUUCUCCACCAAGAUAGGCACCCAUGUCUCCUUUCCACUCAAGGGUCUCGACCUUCAGCCUUUUCUGGCUAAAGACAGCUCUGCCCAUACCACCAACUAUGACCUGCUGUCAGUCAUCUGUCACCACGGCACUGCCAGCAGUGGCCACUACAUAGCCUACUGCAGGAAUGAUGAGAACAAUCUCUGGUAUGAGUUUGAUGACCAAAGUGUGACGGAGGUCUCUGAGUCCUGUGUCCAGAAUGCUGAGGCUUACGUGCUCUUCUACAAAAAGAGCAAUGAAGAUGCAGUGAAAGAACGUAGGAGGGUGUCAGGAUUACUCAACAUGAUGGAGCCCAGCCUUUUACAGUUUUACAUCUCUCACCAGUGGUUUAACAAGUUCAAAACCUUUGCUGAGCCGGGGCCCAUUUCCAACGAUGAUUUCCUGUGUUCACAUGGAGGCGUGCCACCCAAUAAAGCAGCGUACAUUGAUGACUUGGUAGUAAUGCUGCCACAGAACGUGUGGGAUCAUCUUUACAGCAGGUAUGGAGGUGGACCAGCAGUCAACCAUUUGUGUGUUUGCCACACAUGCCAAAUUGAGAUUGAGAAGUUGGAGAAACGACGUAAGGCAGAGCUAGAUAUGUUUGUCCGGCUAAACAAGGUGUUCCAGGAGGAGGACUCUCCAGUGGUCAUAUACUACAUCAGUAUGCAGUGGUUUCGUGAGUGGGAGGGCUUUGUAAAAGGAAAAGACAAUGAUGCCCCAGGACCCAUCGAUAAUUCCAAGAUAACAAUAAAUAAAAAUGGCCAUUUAACACUCAAACAAGGAGCCGAUUCUGGGCAGAUCUCUGAAGAAACGUGGCACUUCCUCCUCAUCUACGGAGGAGGUCCACUGGUGAGUCGGGCAAACGUCAAUCACCAGGAAGUGGAAGCAUCACAGUCAGAGGAGAAGAUAGAAGUGGAGACGUGCUCUGUUUAAUGAAGCACUCGAGAACAAACAAACAAAAAAUAAUAAUUUAACAAAUAACAAGCAUUUUUAUUUGCACUUUUGCUUCAUAUACAUUCAAGCAAAGGACCUCACCUUCAGCCACUACAUGACGCCUUAUUUCUCCUCCCACAGGGAAGAACUGAAUCUGAGAAGGUGUCAUGUUGUGCAAGCCUGUAUAGAGCACCUAAUUUCUUUUAGCACUGUCAUAAUUGUGUGUUGCAUGAUUUCCAAACCAAGCAUUUACAUUAUGUGCGGCUAUUAAGGCCCCCUUUACAUGGGAAGGCAGCAGUUGCGUGUCUGUCUUGUGACUUAAAACAUGCCAGAGCGGCAGAGGUGACAUGAAAACACCUCUCUGUGUAACCGUUAGUGGCCCUUGUGUGUGUACUGUCUCACGUGGAGUUUGUGCGCUACAGAUGUCAUAUUUCCACAGAGAUGUGCCACUUUUUAUCCCCCGCUGGCUGAAGUCCUGAAGGGAGAUGAUGUCGUAGCGAUGUCUCUGUUCGAAAAAGGGUGUAAGCAUUUCUAAAACCAAUUUCUCAGUGUUUUAGGACAAAUUUUUUUGGAAACUUGGUACAAUUCCUUGUUAUAGGUUGAUAAUAUGCAUAUUGUAAUAUUGUAAAAGAUUGACACAUUUUGGCAGAGUUAAGGCCUUGAUUAACUUACCUAGACACUGCCAGUUUCAUGAGUUGGUGUCUGCAUUCUGAAAUCAACUAUCACAUAUCUUGAAAUGUUAGCAGAAUGUAGCAAGCUCUUGUACCAAGGCAGCAUUGGCCAGCAGUUGUGCUUUAGAGCAUUUCUUGUUUGACAUGUAUGCUGGAUUUGAGCAGAUUGCCGUCAUAUUUCCUCACUGUCCCUGUGCACUGAGAAUGAGCAAGCAUGGAUAAAACGAGCUAAAUAUUAAAUGGUUAAUUUUUUCAUGUUCGCCAGUUUGGAUGUAUUGUGUGUGUGUGCGUGCGCGCUUGUUUUACCAUCUAUUCACGGGCAGAAUCACGUAAAAAUCACGGUGCACAGCCCCAAUCACUGUCCACCCUUUGGCUGUGAUAUUGAAAUGAUAUUAUGCUUCUUCUUUUUUUUCCCGAGUUCAUGUCCAAACUCACGUCACUCGAUCAUGUUACAUGGACGAUCUGUUUUCGCUGUGGCCAUUGCCUGCUCGUUGGAAGGUCAUGGGGUGGUCCAUGAGGUGUUUUGUGUGGCCUAUAUGGUAUUUUGCUUUGUCCGGACUUGCUAGCUCUCCUGUGGUAAUCGGAUGCAGCAUCGUGCCUCAUGGCAACCUUUGCGAUCUUGUAAGGUCCUGGCGGCAGCUGAGUGCCUCUUUGGCUUCAUGCUGCCUUUGAUGCAAUUUCAUUACUACAUAAGGACCGCUGGACAGACCCUGUCCCUGUGUAAAGGGGGUUUAAGUCCAUAGAAUGCCAUAUGUCCUGUUUUUUUUUUCCCUCUUGACCAAGUGAGCACAUAUAUGUCCAUGUAUCUUAUAUCAAUAUUGAAUCAUAAAACAUUUUACUGUAGACAUGGCACAGUUCUCUUGUUGUGAUAUUUCCCAGUGAAAGGUAAGAGGAGCAAAUGUUGACACUUGAGGUGAAGUCAUAAGGUUAUGAAGGGGACUAAUGACUUUGUAGUCUCAGGAAUGCAUUUAUUUGCACUGCUUUUAAGUAUUAAAAUUGGCAUGCUGGCUUGAAUGUCUGGUUUGUAUCUGAAUGUACCAGGACGACUGUCUGCUGAUCGGGAGUGUCCACCACUUGAUUAUUUAUGGUAAAAGGGAGCUUUUUUUUUUUUUAAUUGAAUAGUUUUUGUUGUCGAAAAUGUGGUUGAUGCAUGCUUAUACACUGCAUAAAAUCAAAGUUUGAGCAUAAUGUGACUGCAUGUAAAUGCAAAAAAUGAAGGGGGAAAACAACUUAAUGUGAAAGUCACAAUCUGGAAGGACUGUUUAAAUAGAUAAAAAAAAUUGUACGCUAAGAAGCACAUUGCAAUAUGUAAUCAUCAUCAUCAUAAGCUUCUCAUUAAAGGCUAUUAUUUUUGUUUUAUGGGCAUGGUUGCUGCAGAAGCUUAUGUAUUGACUGAGGGGUAACAAAGAAUGCUGCACUGUAUGGUUUAGCAUAUUAAUGUUGUAAGAUUGUCAUUUUUUGCUGUUCGACACUAUUAAAGGAAAUAUUGCAAU